CAACGACAAAUUCCGCCAAACAAUCGCCUCCACCAACACGCCGGUGCAGGACAAAUAAACCUUUCGACCUUUGUCUCCUCACGCCGUGAAGUAGGACGAAAUGUCGACCUUCGAGCAACAGGUAAUUAUUCCUGCCCGCCGCCUCAAAUUCCCCUCCGCCAUAUUUGCGCUGCGUCCCACCUUAGAGGAUAUAUCCUCAGCCUUGCGAAGGCCCUUGAAAGAACGGAAGCUGAUCAGAUUGCGUUAAUUAGAUUGUCAUCGAUGGCAAGGGUCACUUGCUUGGUCGGCUCGCAAGUACCGUUGCUAAGCAACUCUUGAACGGCCAAAAGAUUGUUGUUGUGCGAUGUGAAGCCCUCAACAUCUCUGGAGAGUUCUUCCGUGCGAAGCGUACGUCCUCUUUUCCAAAUUACAUCGGCAUAAUCGAUUUGAACGUGGUGGAUUUGAAUUGGCGCAAAGGAAUUGAAGGGCUGACUUAAAUUCGACUACAGUAAAGUACCACGCCUACCUCCGAAAGAUGACCCGAUACAACCCAACCCGAGGAGGUAAGAUAUCUCCAUCUGCUAGAUUUUGCAGAAACUGCGGAUCUGGAAUAUAUGAAAUUGGUGUCUAAUUCACCACAGGUCCUUUCCAUUUCCGUGCCCCAUCAAGAAUCUUCUACAAGACCGUCCGUGGAAUGAUUCCCCACAAGACCGCCCGUGGUGCCGCUGCUAUGGAGAGACUCAAGGUUUUCGAGGGUGUCCCACCACCAUACGACCACGUCAAGCGUGUUGUUGUUCCCCAAGCCUUGAGAGUUCUCAGAUUAAAGCCUGGACGCAAAUACUGCACCGUUGGUCGAUUGAGCCACGAGGUCGGAUGGAAAUACCAGGAUGUUGUUGCUAGGUUAGUUGGAUUGCUGAGCUACGUUUGGAGGUUAGGAUGAAGUGCUAAUUCAGAAUAGACUUGAGGAGAGAAGAAAGGUUAAGGGAGCCGCAUACUACGCCCGCAAGAAGACCGCACGAAAACAACUCUCAGACGCCACAAAGAGCGCCAAGGUUGACGAGAAGACCCAGAAGCAGUUGGCUGAGUACGGCUACUAAAUAUUACGAAUUUGCAUUUUUCGGGGUAUUUGGGUGGUUGUUGGCUCUCUGGACUGAAGAUAAUUUUCCUUUUCAACACCAACUUCGUCAACGCUUUGUUCUACCCAAAUUGGGAAAAUAUCUCAAGGCUGGUUCUACGAAACAAACUUGGCACGGAAUGGAGGGUCGCUAUCAUCGGAAAAAGAGCGCUGAUGAAAAGCUUUGGGCCUCUGCUGUGUAUAAGCGUUCGUCUUGCAUGCCGCUCAUAGGGAAAUGAAUUCACAAUCAAGAAUAAAAAUGGCCGGGGCGUUUUUGGUGUUAAUGAAAUUGAGAAUGAUCAAGUUACAGCUGAUAUCAAAUGACACAGAAUCCCAUCUAAUGCCCUUGCCCAGUUGAUUUACUU
Molecule: messenger RNA, 1458 nt
Organism: Hymenoscyphus albidus
Lineage: Eukaryota; Fungi; Ascomycota; Leotiomycetes; Helotiales; Helotiaceae
Source: the annotation of a GenBank genome assembly